Caenorhabditis remanei is the source of this 612-nucleotide messenger RNA. RefSeq lists its product as uncharacterized. NCBI's taxonomy places the organism in Eukaryota, Metazoa, Nematoda, Chromadorea, Rhabditida, Rhabditidae. The record is from RefSeq and is a predicted model, not a curated record. The coding region runs from base 1 to 612 and encodes 203 amino acids. The transcript has 5 exons.
AUGGGCGUGUUCUACGUGGCUUAUUUUCUGAAAGUGAGGAAAGUGGCAAGAGGACAGAAGUCGAAGGCGUCGGCCGCGAUAAUCGUUCAAUGCAUCAUCAUUUGUUUCUUCAAUACAGUAUGCGCUCUUGUCUAUAAUUCUUUCACUCUGAUCACUCCUGACCCAUGGAUUUUGCUGAUGGGUCAAAUCUGCUGGUCUGUGAAUCAUGGAUGCCCUGCACUUAUCUAUAUCACUAUGAAUCACACUAUUCGGAAGGAGUUUAGAAAACUCAUUUGCAGACGAAAGACGACGAUCGACACAACAAUGGAUGUCGAUCUGAAAUGGCUCGUAGGUGAUAAAAAUGACUUUGAUUGGACGCUGGGCAUUUGUAUUCUCGGUUUUCUAAGUGUUAUCGCCGUCUGUGUCGUGUCCUUUUUUAUCACACGCAAGUGUGGAUGUCAAGAUCGAACUGCAGCGGAUAGGAGGCGAAGGGAGAGGAAUCGAAAUCGUGAAGGAAACGAUGAGGAAAACCCGGAAAACAUACGAAUGAUCGAGCAUCGGCAGUUUGUACAUUCACAGCAAGAUCCUAAUACGUGGGCACGCCCUGCCGUUGGACCUGAUGCAGUUCUUUGA